AUGGGUGUGGAAAAGCAUGGCGCCGUUUAUAGGGCACGGAUUAAAGUUGCUGGUGGGCGACAGUUGGGUCCAUCGCGACAGCUGUUGGCAGCGGCCGAAGCAGAUCAGCGAAAGCUGGAAGCUGCGCGCGCUGCAGGCGCUGACAUGGGAGCAGUCAUCAAGCAGUUGUUUGCGUCCAUGGAAGUUGAUGCCAGAGCAGCCCGAGUAGAAGAGUGCAUCGAAAAGUGCAAAGACAGUUUUCGUGCGCGUGUGAAGAAGCAAGGGCAUACGUACUUUGGACCCCGUCGAACAAUGAGAUCUGAAGCAUUGGAGGAUGCCAAGACUUUGUUGGCAGCUGGUGACAUUACCAUUCCAGCAUUGCAAGCUGCGGAAACAAGAUUGAAGGAGGAGAGUGGAUUGCCAGAAAUGUCUUUGGAGAAGGCAGUGCUUGAAGCCAUGUCGUACUGGCUGAGACAGGGUUCCACCUCGGAAAUGGCAGGGGUUUCCAGGGCAUUGAAGACGCGAAUGCGUCGUGUGACAAAGGGUUCAGAACAAGAUGCGCUGUUCGAUGCGGCAAAGCUGCUAGUGAAGGACCAUCUGGAGAUGGAGCAUUUUGCUCAGCAAGCUUCUGCGGAAUGGUUGUGGGAGAAAGGUGUGCAUCUGAGGCUGGACUACGGCAGUCGCCCUCGUGACACUUUUGGUUUGGAAGAUCGGUUUUGCCAGACUGGCCUGCGAAAUCUGGGCAAUUCGUGCUAUUUGAACGCUGUGGUUCAGUGCAUGGUCGCAUGUCAGCCUCUGCGCAGGGAUUUGUCCCAAAAAUUUCGGAAAGGGCAGUUGCGGACAUGCAUGGAAGAACUGACGCAGGUCUGGCACUUGCGUCCCAAUCGAGAUGCCGCAGCAACGAAACUGGAAAAUGUUUUCGUAUUUGCGCGCCAAUUCUUGGAUGGCAGUUUGGAACGCAUCUUUACUGUUCCCGGAUCUCGGGACGACGGGGAGAAGGAUUCCGAAGACUGGAAAGUGGACGUGGAUAUGCUUUUUGCUCUCAAAUGUCCUGCGCACAAGCUGAUGUUACCUCAUAUUGCUGAAAGCUUGAGACAGCUUGGACGAUUGGGUGGCGGCCUGAUGGAUGACGGCGAAGUGGAGAGCCAGAAUGGACCCUACAGCAAAUGCUUUGGCAAGUGGGCGGGAUUGUCUCCGGAUGAAGUUCGUGAAGAUAUACUGCAGGAAUUGCAGCCGCUCUCUCAUCACAGAGGCGUGAAGGAUUUGAUGUCCAAGCUGUCCAACGGUAGCAGCGGCGAAGCUCUGGUGCUGAUCAAUGCUUGCAAAUGCAUUCAUGUUGUGAAGAACUGGUGCUUCGUGGUCAGAAGCAACUCGUCAUCGACGUUUUGA
Messenger RNA from Durusdinium trenchii, 1368 nucleotides. Lineage: Eukaryota; Dinophyceae; Suessiales; Symbiodiniaceae. The record is from the annotation of a GenBank genome assembly.